AAUAAAUGUCACUCGUCAACGUCAGCAUGACAAGCAAAUGACAGGAAAAGCAGUAAUUGAAAAAACCUUUUGUUUUUAAGGCAUCUUUUACAAAAAUGAAAACAAGACAUUGAAUAAAACAUGGAAUCACAUCCUCUCAACUUGGCGCAUCAACAGCAUCGUCGUGCAGAAGCCCAUUUAAUCAAUAAUAGAUACGAUGAUGCGAUGCAAUGCCAUCACAAUGCAGCUGAAUUAUUAUUAGACGCUAUGAAGUCGACCACCUCUUCAGCAGCACUGGAAUCUAUAAGCCUCCAACAUAGUUAUCAUUUGAAACAAAAGGAUCUAAUCAAGAGCAAAAAAGAACAAUAUGCUCGCGUUAAAAAAGCCAUGGAAAACAUAAAACUGUUGAGCAGAGAUCCACAUCUCAAACUACAGAGCAAUGAGUAUUCUAAACUACAAAUUGCUAUUUACAGAGCUAUAAAUGAAUCUGAAGCAUUACUUCACAAAAUGUCAAAUGAAGAUUUAUCAUCUACCACUGAAUCGAGACUGUUACAAGAUCCAGUAUAUUCUGGUGAUGUUACAGAUGGCAAGAAAAUUGAGAAAACUCAACAGACUAUUGUUGAAGAAUUGCAAAUUCUCAGUCAAAAUUUACAUUCACUAGUAGAACAACUUGUCCUACAAGUUGAAGUUCUCAAAGAUGAGAAUGUAACUCUUAAAGAACGGGUUAAUUAUUUAGAAAAAGAAAGAGUAAAAUAUUUGAAUCUACCAUCAUCAUAUUCUAACAAUCAACAAAGUAAUUUCUCCACAAUAUUUGUACCUAAAGAUGAGUUGAAUAUAGCAACUAAUUCAAAUGAUUCAACAGAUUUGAGUCAGCCAAUGAAUGCUCUAGUCCUGGAGAGAAUAAAUCAGCAACCAAAUUUUGAUUUAAGUGCAUUCAAAGACCAAUAAAUAAAAAUAACUUUAGUAGUGUUUCUUGUAAAGCAAUAAAAGUGAUCCAAGCUGCUCCCUAUAAACUAUUUAUUAAUUAUUAUUACUUUACUUUGUUAAUACCGUUGUACAGAUUGCCACUGUAUUGCAAAAACUGAAUUUCAUUUAAUAAGUGUUAAAGCAGUGACCUAUGACAGUGUUGUCUAAAAUUGUAGUUUUCAUAAAUUUUUACUCUAGGGUUGUCUUUUCAAAAUGGGCAGGUGUUUAAAUUCAUUAUUAUUUUUCUGUGGCCACUUUUUGUUUUAUUGUGACCUAAAUGGCUUUCCAGAAAUAGGUGUGAUUUGUUUCUUCCAAUGUAAAAGUCAAGUUUAACAUUUUGAAAAGUUUGACUUUUAAUAAAUUCUUUAGAACAUGUUUAUUAUUAGCAGUAGAAGUAUUGUUUCAAAACUUGCAUAGUUUUUGUGUAAAUUUGGAUUUAAGUAUGUUCAGUUUCAGUCAGAUUUUAUAUCACACAAUUAUUGUAAGAUUCAAACUUUAUAGCAGCUCCAUAUUGGAAUUACAAGCUGCCAUAUUGUUUGAAUGACAAUAUACUUCAAGUAUGUCAUGACAUAUUAGUUGUAAUAGCAAUAAUAUAAUAAAUAUUACAAUUAUAGAUUGUUAGCAAUUAAAAUCUAACCAUGGACUUCAUCAAGCGCUAGCUUCAUAAAAAAUGGACACUUUGUUUAAGUGGAAUUAAAUAAAAACCUAGUUAUCAGCCUAUUUUACUUAGAGUAUUAUAGCUUUCUAAUGGCAAAAGAAUUAUGAAACCAUUCCAGUGCUUUUUUGACUUUAUUGUCAAUAUGUAUUAAUGCACCUGUGGAAUGUAGUUCUGGGGUAAUUAUGAUCCCCUUAUAUUUGUUAUGCUAUUUAAAGCCUGUCUAGUCUAGAAUGUAAUUCAGACUGACAUGCUUAUCAGACUUUUUGUACUGGUGUAUUUAACAUUUUUUAUGACUUUAA
This is a messenger RNA of Papilio polytes (common Mormon), 1902 nucleotides long. RefSeq names its product nuclear receptor-binding factor 2-like. The coding region runs from base 121 to 927 and encodes 268 amino acids. The transcript is spliced from 2 exons. Lineage: Eukaryota; Metazoa; Arthropoda; Insecta; Lepidoptera; Papilionidae. The record is from RefSeq and is a predicted model, not a curated record. Gene Ontology annotation, biological process: autophagy.